Molecule: messenger RNA, 726 nt
Organism: Macrobrachium nipponense
Lineage: Eukaryota; Metazoa; Arthropoda; Malacostraca; Decapoda; Palaemonidae
Product: probable glutamate receptor
Exons: 5
Coding region: 1-726 (241 amino acids)
Cellular component (GO): membrane
Molecular function (GO): ligand-gated monoatomic ion channel activity
Source: RefSeq, a predicted model, not a curated record
AUGCGUCUUCCAUGGGAUAACCAGUGGGGGGUAUCGACCCCUUCUGGAAACUGGACAGGUAUCAUAGGAACUCUGCAGUACCACAAAGCGGAUUUUGGCAUGUCCAUCACUUACAACGUGGGGCGAAUGAAGGUUGUGGACUUCACCCGAAUCCUCCUGAAGGAACCCGUCAUUAUGGUGAUGUCCAAGCCACGCCCACCUCCUCCUUACCUGGCUAUUGUUUAUCCGUUUACAGGAGAAGUCUGGGCAGCAGUGUUUGUGUCUUGCAUCGUAGGUGGAAUCUUUUUGUGGAUUGUACAACAGGCUUGGGUCGGAAUUUCUGGAGAGAAGGGCCUGUCCCUCGCAAUGUCUUUUCUGUACACUAUUGGUGGGCUCUUGGGGGUGCCAGCCACCAUACUUCCACAAAAUACUUCUGGUUUGACCAAGGCCAUCGAUUCCCUGGAGGAGAUGCUAAGAGAUCCAGGGUGGACUUGGGGUUAUGCUGACACCCACAGUGGCACUUACGACCUCUUCAAGAAGAGUGACAAUCCAGUCAUCAAGAGGGUCUUCGAAGGUAUGCAGCAAGCCGAGCGGAUUCUUAAAGAGAAACACGUCCUCAUCAUCAAAGAGUUUCUCUUCAAGUCCUUAAAAUCUGCAAUAGCAAGGAACAGGCGUGGGGAGUCUCCCUUCUACUACGGGAAAUCGGAGUAUUUUGCCAACGGAGACGGCUGGACUUUCAGGUCUUGA